Messenger RNA from Paracoccidioides brasiliensis Pb18, 2862 nucleotides. RefSeq lists its product as uncharacterized. Bases 1 to 2862 code for a protein of 953 amino acids. Gene Ontology annotation, molecular function: protein binding. The record is from RefSeq and is a predicted model, not a curated record. The transcript has 3 exons. Gene Ontology annotation, biological process: protein folding in endoplasmic reticulum. Gene Ontology annotation, cellular component: EMC complex.
AUGCGGCUUCACGCGGCCUUCAUCCUGCUGGCCUCCCUUGCACCCUCUUCCCUCGCAAUUUUCGCAGACGAAGCCUACCACAAUGAUUACCACCAUGCCCUGCUGGGAACCCCCCAAGAACGGUCGACCUUCUUCCACCAGCCCAGCACCUCCUCUGCUGCUUCGUUACUAUACACUCUUACUGAAAGACAUGUCCUGGGCGCCGUGAAUCCUAAAGAUGGCGCGAUUGUCUGGCGGCAGAACCUGGCUAGCUCCGUGACGUCGGAGGAUGCUCAAACGCCACAAUCUUUCCUAAGGGCGGUUGAUGGUGAAGAUUCGGUGGUCAGCGCAAUUGGUGGGAAGGUCGCUUCGUGGGGCGCAUUGGAUGGGAAGUUGGCUUGGGAGCAUGAGUUCCAUGACGGCCCUGUUGUCGAUUUGGAGAUCUUUGGUCUUGAUGAGUCGACGGACCAGAAGCAGGUCGCAAAGGAUUCUUUGGUGCUCUUUGGUCGGAAGAAUGGCAUUGUUAGACGACUAGAUGGCGCGUCGGGGAAUAUUAAAUGGGAAUACAUAGAUAAUACUGACGAUGUCCUUUUCCAAGUGUCAACGUCUCAGACGGCGGUUUACUAUAUUUCUUUACACUCUGCAAUGCGAAAGGGAUACAAAAUUAAAGUCACCGCGCUGGAUUUGAAGACUGGGGCUUACGCCAAUCAGUAUACACUGAGUUCUGACAGCGAAGUUUCAUCUCCAGAGUCCAUCAUUUUCGUCGGUGCCAACUCGAUAUCACCCUUGAUUGUUUGGGUCGACAGUGCAUGGAAAACGAUCAAGAUAAAUGUAAUUGGGACUAAACAUAUCCACUCUAUCAUUGUUGAGAACAACAGCGGUGAAGAUGUCGAAAGGAUCGAAGUUCAUGCGGCUCAAUCUCUCAAUGCAGAGCCACACUUCCUGCUACAUUAUGCCACGAAAUCCAAGUCUUGGGCGGAAGUAUAUCAUAUAGAUAUUAAAUCGGCAUCGAUAGACAAAGCGUACGACCUUCCUCUCGUCGGCGAGAGCUCUGUUUUUGCCACGAGCACCAGGGAUGCCAACGUUUACUUUACUCGCAUUACGAAAACUGAGACCAGCGUUGUCUCGUCUGCCUCCCGUGAAUUCCUUGCGAGAUGUAUCAUGAGCAAGAAUAUCACUGAAAGUGCGUUCCACGCAGUUUCGGAAGUUGUUUCCCGCGGCUCUACCUACGCAGUUCGCUUUGCUCAAGUUUUAGAGUCGGGUGACUGGAUGCUUGUUCGAAAUGGAGAGAUUGGAUGGAACAGGCCAGAAAUAUUGACUGAAGCUGUUGCCGCUUCUUGGGCUGAUGUAAAUGGGGGCGAAAUACUUGCUCAUGAGUUGGAAGUUGAAGGUCACGAGUCGGUGAUAGGAGCAUAUAUUCACCGUCUAAAACGCCAUGCGAAGGACCUGGUUAGUUUGCCAGAAUGGCUCCAAGGAUUGCCUGUUCGUAUCCUGUCGAGUUUAGUAGCUAGCGAAGCUACUGACUUGAGCAACUUUGGACUGGGGAAACUGGUGAUAAUCGCAACGCGGAAAGGCUACGUUCUUGCUAUCGACUAUGCGACAAAGGGGAAAGUCGCGUGGAAACGCAAGGUCGUUGAAGCGCUUAAUGGCGACUGGAAGGUGAAAGCUAUCAGCACUGCUCACUCUGUUGCGACAGUAUAUGUCGAAGACGGUAGCUUCGUUAAAGUUAACGUAUCUACCGGGGAGAUCGUUGAACAGGGAAAACUCUCUGAGUCCCUUGAAUCAGUAGCCCUGAUCUCUAGUGGGGGCACCCCUGUUCCAGUCAGCGUGGGGAAAGAUGGCAUUCCUGAUCUAUCUGCUGUUUCCGUGGACAUCAACACAUUCGUUGUGACGCUGAACAAUGGCCGAGUUCUUGGUUGGAAUUCCGCCAACACCAAAGAGCCCAUUUGGGAAUUCAUACCACCCAGUGGUCAGAAACUCAUUCAUGCGAUCUCACGUCCUGCUCAUGAUCAAGUUGCAUCGAUUGGGAAAGUUCUCGGAGAUAGAUCUGUUCUUUAUAAAUAUCUGAACCCUAAUAUUGCCCUCCUAAUCACCGUCGGGGAUUCUACAGCCAAUUUCUACCUCCUUGACUCCAUAUCUGGACAAAUAUUGCACUCAAUUACCCAAUCGGGGGUCGAUACCAGCCAGCCCAUUGCAUCAGCCUUAUCCGAAAACUGGUUUGCCUACUCCCUCUGGGCCGACGUAACAAACACCUCAGAGUCAAAGGGCUACCAGCUGGUAAUCUCCGAACUUUACGAAUCCCCUAUCCCCAACGACCGUGGCCCAUUAGGUGACACUGCAAACUACUCCAGCAUCCACACCGACACAGGAAUUCCACGACCACACGUAAUCUCUCAAGCCUAUAUAAUAUCCGAACCCAUCUCGACCAUUGCCGUCUCCCAAACCCGCCAAGGCAUCACUAGCAAGCUUCUCCUCUGCUCCCUGCCCGAAUCAAAUGCAAUCAUCGGCAUCCCGCGCCAGCUCCUCGAUCCCCGCCGUCCAGUUGGUCGUGCGCCAACCUCGAACGAAGCAGAGGAGGGGCUAGUGCAGUACUCUCCCUAUCUAGAAUUUGAUGGCAGAUGGUUCCUCACCCACUCUCGCGAGGUAAUUGGGAUUCGCGACAUUGAAUCGAGCCAAACGCUAUUGGAAAGUACCAGUCUUGUCUUCGCGUAUGGGUUAGAUGUAUUUGGUACGCGAGUGCAUCCCAGUCAGGCAUUUGACAUCUUAGGCAAAGGAUUUUCGAAGGUGCAGUUAUUAUUGACUGUUGUUGCGCUGGGGAUUGGAGUUGCGAUGUUGGCUCCGAUGGCCCGACGGAAACAAGUAAACAUGAAAUGGAAGUCCUGA